AUGGCGCCGGACAGGCAUCUGUCCAAGGAAACAGUGCAAGCAGUUGGUGUGAUAGGUUUGCAGGCAGCUGUAAGGAGGGCAGGCAGUGGGUGGUGUCCACUCACGUUAGCUACACCCGACGCUCCUCACAGAGCUGGUCUCCUCAAAGAUCCUGGCUCAGAUGUUUGGAUCAAGGUUUUAAGUUCCUUGGUUAAAUAUUCUUUUGAGCCUCAGGCCAUUCCCUGCAGCACAACCUGGAGGAGAAGCACAGCAAGCACUCCGUCUGCUCCGGAUGACUCCACGGUGAAGACUGAAGAGGAGAAGGAGAUGCUGAUGUUAGUGGAGCUGGAAGAUUUUCUAAAGCGCCGCUUUUCCCUAACCCAGAGUUUUGUCAAUGCCCCAGCAGGGAGUCAGCCUGAGCUGAACCAAGCAUUGCCUUUGGCCAGAGCAAAGUUUGCGUGAAUCCGCAGCACGUGGCUGGGAGCUGUGUGCCUUGCUUACAGGUGUAACUGGGAACGGAGCCCUGCAAAGCAACGUCCCGGAUCCCAGCCCGGCCCUGAGCUGUCCGUGACUCAACGGGAGGUACUGGAGGUGCCGGUGGUGCUCCAGCUGUGGGGUAACACCGAUGUACUCUUCCUAGGCACGUGGCAGGAAUUUGGCAAACACGUUUCUGCACUGAUGAAGGCGAUAGCGAAACGCCCGUACAAGAGGCAGCAGGAGAGGCACGAGUUGCCUUUCCGCACUGCGGGGACCUCAGGCAGCAGGGUGCGAGUGGAGAAGGAUGGCACAGGACCAUGGCAGGUGUGGGAGAGACAAAUCCAGCAGUUUAAUAGGGUCAGCCCUGCAACAGCAGCAGCGGUAGCAGAAGCACAUCCCUCCCCAAGCCUCCUGGUACAGGCCUACGAAGAGUGCAGCGAUGAUGAGAGGCUCCUUCUGCUGAGCGACAUCCCAGUGAAAUCAGACAUCAGUGGGUAGGACCGCCACCUUGGGACAGAUUUACCCACCACGUCUACCUCUUCCACUGACCCCGACCUUGUCCUGGACCUGAUGGCAUAGUGGGGCCGUGGGCUGCCUUGGUCAGCCCCAUCCUUUUUAUCUGCCAAAACUCAGCAGUCGCGGAGCUGCUGCUGGCAUGGCCGUGCAGCUGGGAGCCCAGCCAGUGGAAGCAGCUGAUUCUGUUUCAGAACAGAGCCUUGCACAUCAAUAAAUGUCUUGUUACAGAUGC
Messenger RNA from Anas platyrhynchos (mallard), 1204 nucleotides. Lineage: Eukaryota; Metazoa; Chordata; Aves; Anseriformes; Anatidae. The record is from RefSeq and is a predicted model, not a curated record.